AUGUGGUGGACAGCAGCGCGCAGGCGCCUCUAUUACCCGAACCAAAUCUUCCUCAGCAAAGACAACCGCCGCAUUAACAAUUCGUGGCUGCCGCGGCGGCUCCUCCUCGUGCGCCACGGCGAAUCGGAGGCGAAUGUCAACCGGGAGGUGUACAGCAACACGCCAGACUGGAAGAUCCCGCUGACGGCGCUCGGCCGGGAGCAGGCGUACGACUGCGGCAAGCGACUCCGAAACAUCAUCCAGGGGGAGAAGCUGUACAUCUACUACUCUCCGUACGCUCGCACUAGGCAAACCGUGAGCGAGAUCCGCCGAAGCUUCGACGAGUCGCAGAUCCAGGGCGAACGCGAGGAUGAGCGGCUGCGCGAGCAAGAGAUGGGCAACUACCAGCCCUUGCAGGAUAUGGAUGCGACAUGGGCUGCACGCAACGCCUUUGGGCGAUUGUACUAUCGUUUUCCGUUUGGGGAGAGCGGUGCUGAUGUCGGUGAUCGCGUCUCUGGCUUCUUCGACUCCCUCCUGCGCGAGAGCAUCGGCUUGACGGUGCCGAACAUGAACGAAUGCGUCGUGCAAGGCGCACGAGAGGGGCUUGGCGCCCUAGACCUCGGCCCGUGGAGUACUGGCGUCGAUAACGUCCCAGGCAGCUCUUGCGCUUGCUCCGUGUCGACGUCACAGGGAGGCCCUGUGGCAUCGUCGACGGGGAGCGAGUCUGCGCCGCCGUCAUGGACGCCGUCGUUCCACCAGGCCACGACGUCUUCCGCCGGUCUGCGGAGGACGAUCCGGCGUACAUCUCCGCACCGCCCUCUGCCCUUAUCGGAUUUUGGUGAGGCCGAAACCCGCGGCGUCCCACCGCUGAACGACCAUUGCGCCAGCGCCGGCGAAGAGCAGAAUGUUCUGAUCAUCGCUCACGGGCUUCUCAUCCGUCUUUUCAUUGGUCGCUGGUUCCGCGUACCGAUGGAGGUUUUCGAGACGAUGUGCAACCCGCCCAACUGCGCCAUCAUUGUGCUGGAGCGCGACGACCGACUCGGCCGCCUCGUCAUGACAGACAUGAGCAAGAGUCUGUUUGGUAGUGACCCAUUGCUGCAGAUGAUGCGCUUCGACGGCCGCGAGGACACUCACUGGUACCGUGAAAAGUUCCUCGGCAUUGUGGACCCCACAAAGGCCGCGGAGGAGGCGGUGGUCGAGGACGAUGACGAGAACCAUUACUCCAUGUCAAACGCGCACAACAGCGGCGUCGGUGCCCCGGCCCCACCACCACGACAACGCAAGCCCUCCACGUCGACGGCAACACGGGCUUCUCCAUCGACAAGCGCAUCUGCAUCAGGUACUAGUGCUAGCAGCGCCGAGAGCGCAGACGUUUCAGCCUCUACAGCAGAACACGCCGCGCUAGCUGCUCGAGAUCGCGCUACCCAGCCCAAGUGUCCACCUCCUUGCAUGGACUGCACACCAAAUCGAGACUACAUGACGUUCUCGAGACGCCGAUGA
This is a messenger RNA of Leishmania major strain Friedlin, 1479 nucleotides long. RefSeq names its product putative glycerolphosphate mutase. The coding region runs from base 1 to 1479 and encodes 492 amino acids. The record is from RefSeq and is a predicted model, not a curated record. Gene Ontology annotation, molecular function: phosphatase activity. NCBI's taxonomy places the organism in Eukaryota, Euglenozoa, Kinetoplastea, Trypanosomatida, Trypanosomatidae. The transcript has a single exon.